AUGAAUCCGCAAUGUUCAAAAUGUAAAGCAGCAAUGAGGAAAUAUAACUACUCCGUCAAAGAGAUAGAACGUAUGAGAAACGACUAUGCUGACUUAAAGAAAGAAGUAGAGAAACCAGCAGAAGAUAAAAUGGACAUGUUAGCAUUUCUGAACAAAAACUAUCCAACAGCUGACGAUUUCCUUCUAUCUGAUGUCAAGAAGAAGUAUAAAGAAACCUUCGGCAUAG
Trichomonas vaginalis G3 is the source of this 226-nucleotide messenger RNA. Its product is annotated as organellar and viral DNA polymerase type B. The record is from RefSeq and is a predicted model, not a curated record. The transcript has a single exon. The annotation marks the transcript as partial. NCBI's taxonomy places the organism in Eukaryota, Parabasalia, Trichomonadida, Trichomonadidae.